Messenger RNA from Panicum hallii, 3839 nucleotides. Its product is annotated as phytosulfokine receptor 1-like. Gene Ontology annotation, biological process: protein phosphorylation. The record is from RefSeq and is a predicted model, not a curated record. Gene Ontology annotation, molecular function: protein binding; ATP binding; protein kinase activity. The transcript has a single exon. Lineage: Eukaryota; Viridiplantae; Streptophyta; Magnoliopsida; Poales; Poaceae. The coding region runs from base 468 to 3605 and encodes 1045 amino acids.
AAACAAAUCCGAUCCGCACUGCUGAGCGCAUCCGAGUCAAAACCAACCGUCCCUAUCUUUCUUCUGACUUUCCUCCCCCCUCUUGCUCCUGUGUGAUGUCCUCGUCCUCUUUCUGCGUCUCUCAAAAUCUCGCGAUUCAGCGCGGACCGGAGGGAGAGAGAGAGGAAUAAAAUGAGGAAAUCUUCCAUGCAGAGUUCUAGUUGCUUGCUCUUGGUGGUUCUCUGAACCUCUGUCUGGAUUCCGCUUGAAGUGCAGGCAUUUCCUCUUCUUGUUGGGUUUCUGGAAGUCACAGUUGCCGUGCUUCUCGUCGGAGCUGUGGGUGCCUGUUCCUUCUUGAUGCUUGGAUGCAUGCAGUGUAGCGAGGUGGUGUGAGUUUCGGCAAGAAGUCCUUCCCUGUCCUCGCGGGCGUUCAUGCCCUGCGGGAAAGGGGCCUCCUUUCCGGAUCCCGCCGCCGUUUCUCGCCGGAGAUGGGGUCCUUCCGCUGGCUGUCCCACUUCUUGCUCGUCGCCGUUCUGCUCCACGUCCAUGGCGGCCUGUCCCUCAACCAGACGUGCCAACCCACCGACCUGCAGGCGCUCCUUGACUUCUCCAAUGGCCUGGACAGCAAGGCCGCCGGGCUCGUCGGGUGGGGUCCCGGCGACGCCGCCUGCUGUUCCUGGACCGGCGUCGCCUGCGAUCUUGGUAGGGUGGUCGGCCUGGAUCUCUCCAACAAGAGCCUCCGCGGCGACAUCUCCUCCUCGGUCGCCUCCCUCGACGGCCUCGUCACGCUGAACCUCUCCCGGAACUCGCUCCGCGGCGCGCCGCCGGCGGUGCUCGGCCGGCUGGCGAGGCUGCGGGUGCUCGACCUCAGCGCGAACGGGCUCUCCGGCCCGUUCCCGGCGAGCGACAGCGGCUUCCCGGCGAUCGAGGUGGUCAACAUCUCCUUCAACAGCUUCGACGGGCCGCACCCUGCGUUCCCCGCCGCGGCGAACCUGACGAGUCUUGAUAUCUCCGGCAACAACUUCUCCGGCGGCAUCAACUCGUCCGCUCUCUGUCCUGGGCCGGUCGAGGUCCUGCGGUUCUCGGGGAAUGGCUUCUUCGGCGAGAUCCCCAGCGGCCUGAGCCGAUGCAAGGCGCUUGCGGAGCUCUCUCUCGACGGCAAUGACUUAUCUGGGAACAUCCCCGGCGACCUGUACACGUUGCCCAGGUUGACGAGGCUGAGCUUACAGGAAAAUCAGCUCACUGGCAACCUCGGCAAUGACCUUGGUAACCUCUCCCAGCUCGUGCAGCUUGACUUGUCGUAUAACAGGUUCUCUGGCUCCAUCCCUGAUGUGUUUGGAGGGAUGAGGAGGCUGGAGUGCCUGAACUUGGCCUCCAAUAGGUUCGAUGGUGAAUUGCCUGCUUCCUUGUCAAGUUGUCAAAUGCUGAGGGUAAUCAGCCUAAGGAACAACUCGCUGUCUGGUGAGAUUGCUAUCAACUUCAAAUUGCUGCAGAAACUGAACACUUUUGAUACUGGAACCAACAAUCUGAGUGGCACUAUACCUUCUGGCAUCGCCUUGUGCGCUGAGUUGAGGACGCUGAACCUUGCAAGGAACAAGCUUGUGGGAGAGAUACCAGAGAACUUCAAGGAUUUGAGAUCUCUGUCGUACCUCUCCCUGACAGGAAAUGACUUCAUGAACCUGUCAUCAUCAUUGCAAGUCUUGCAACACCUGCCCAACCUGACAAGUUUGGUGCUCACCAGGAAUUUCCGUGGUGGUGAGACAAUGCCAGUGGAUGGAAUCAAUGGGUUCAAGAGCAUGCAGGUGCUUGUCCUGGCAAACUGUUUACUCACAGGCAUAAUUCCGCCAUGGCUGCAGGGCUUAGAAAGUCUCAAUGUGCUGGACAUUUCAUGGAACAAGUUAAACGGGAACAUCCCCCCAUGGCUAGGGAAGCUGAACAAUCUCUUCUACGUUGACCUGUCAAACAAUUCAUUCACUGGGGAGCUUCCUAUGACCUUCACACAGAUGAGGAGUUUGAUUUCAAGUAAUGGCUCGAGUGAGCAGUCACCAACAGAGGACCUACCAUUGUUCAUCAAGAAGAAUUCAACUGGCAAAGGUUUGCAGUACAACCAAGUCAGCUGCUUUCCACCUUCUCUUAUACUCUCAAACAACUUGCUUGUUGGUUCAAUCUGGUCAAGCUUUGGUCGUCUUGUGAAGCUUCAUGUGCUGGAUUUGAGUUGGAACAACUUCUCAGGACCAAUUCCUGAUGAGUUGUCAAAUAUGUCAAGCUUGGAAAUGCUGAAUUUGGGCCACAACAAUCUCAAUGGGACAAUACCCUCAUCUCUAACGAAGCUGAAUUUCCUCUCCAAGUUUGAUGUAUCAUACAACAAUUUGACUGGAGAUAUCCCUACUGGUGGGCAAUUCUCCACAUUCACAAAUGAAGAUUUUGAAGGUAACUCUGCACUCUGCCUUCUUCGGAAUUCUUCAUGCUCAAAGAAGGCUCCAUCUGUUGAAGCUGCACACAGUAAGAAGAGCAAAGGUGCACUUGCCGCUCUUGGACUGGGAACUGCAGUUGGGGUAGUCUCCUUCUUGUUCUGUGCUUAUGUGAUUGUGUCAAGGAUUGUUCAUUCAAGAAUGCAGGAGCGUAAUCCAAAGGCUGUAGCAAAUGCUGAAGACUCAGAGUCUUCUAACUCAUGCCUUGUGCUGCUUUUCCAAAACAACAAAGAAAUCAGCAUUGAGGACAUCUUGAAGUCCACCAAUAACUUUGAUCAAGCCUAUAUAGUUGGAUGCGGUGGUUUUGGCCUUGUCUACAAAUCAAUACUACCAGAUGGGAGGAGAGUUGCAAUCAAAAGGCUUUCAGGUGACUACUCUCAGAUCGAGCGGGAAUUCCAAGCCGAGGUGGAGACACUGUCACGGGCUCAACAUGACAACCUUGUCUUGCUGCAAGGUUAUUGCAAGGUCGGCAAUGACAGGCUAUUGAUCUACUCAUAUAUGGAGAAUGGCAGCUUGGACUACUGGCUUCACGAGAGGGCUGAUAGUGGGAUGCUGCUGGAUUGGCGGAAGAGGCUACGGAUUGCACAGGGUUCAGCAAGGGGGCUGGCAUACUUGCAUAUGUCUUGUGAUCCCCACAUAUUGCACCGAGAUAUCAAAUCAAGCAAUAUCCUUCUGGAUGAGAAUUUUGAGGCCCAUCUGGCCGAUUUUGGUUUAGCAAGACUCAUCUGCGCAUAUGAGACACAUGUCACCACAGAUGUAGUUGGAACCUUGGGCUACAUUCCUCCUGAAUAUGGGCAGUCACCUGUAGCAACUUACAAGGGCGACAUAUACAGCUUUGGUAUUGUUCUGCUUGAGCUACUCACUGGUCGGAGGCCUGUGGACAUGUGCAGGCCAAAAGGGACCAGGGAUGUAGUGUCAUGGGUGCUUCAGAUGAAAGAGGAGGGCAGGGAAACAGAAGUUUUCCAUCCAAGCAUACACCACAAGGAGAAUGAAAGCCAGUUGAUGAGAGUACUCGAGAUAGCAUGCCUUUGUGUGACUGCUGCUCCCAAGUCAAGACCAACAUCGCAGCAGCUAGUCGCAUGGCUUGACGACAUCGCAGAAGACUCAGGUUUAGAGCAACACGAAGUUUCCGGUGGUUUCAAUUUGCUUGCUUGAGAGGAUCAGCCUUAUAGUUUCUUAAGAAUUGUUAGUUGUGUACAUAAUAUUUACAUAGAGUGAUAUGCCGAGAGUUCUCUUGUGUUGCUCUCCUCUCAAGUAAUGAUAUGAGCAUCUUUUUUACUCCCUUCAUAAGGUGGUUGCAAGAUCACCAGAGUGUAAAAAUGCUUAGUAGCUUUAAACCAUGAGUUCAAUAAUCUAGUGGCUAUAUGAGCAGCUUUUUUGUCUUUUCAA